This is a messenger RNA of Anastrepha ludens (Mexican fruit fly), 1635 nucleotides long. RefSeq lists its product as uncharacterized. The record is from RefSeq and is a predicted model, not a curated record. The transcript is spliced from 3 exons. NCBI's taxonomy places the organism in Eukaryota, Metazoa, Arthropoda, Insecta, Diptera, Tephritidae. Bases 172 to 1431 code for a protein of 419 amino acids.
GUUGUUUGCUCCACCUCUAUCGUUUUUCGUAAUAUUUUCCACAAGCGAGUGGAAAAAGUAAACUACGUAGUAUAACUAGUAAGUUAAAUAACAACAAAAUAUAUGCGGGAGAUUCGCUUAAUAUAACAGCAGUGGACGCGUAAAAUAUAAGUGUGGUGCAGAGUCUCCAUCAUGUCCAUGUUAACGCGUAGUACCGCUCCCGGUUCGCCAAAAGCUUUACAUCGUUUCCAAAAUUGUAUUGCUUUUCUUUGGCCGUCACUUCAUUCUGCACCAACCCAAACACAAACACAUUCAUUACAACGGAAAUCAACACAAAUGGAUCCCAUUGAUUGCUUAACUAAUGAAUUAGUGAAUCGCAAUUCAAAGAAGUGGGAUAAGUUGAGAUACUCGUUUAAUAAGAAAACAAAUAAAAGUGAAUUAAACUCAGGUUCUUUUAGCGAAUGCAAUGACAUUGCCUCGACCAGUUUUGGUCAGAAUGUAAAAAUUUUGUCCAAAGGGGUUGUGAGUGACUUGCAGUCUAUUCGUGCGCCGCAAUUGGGUCUAGAUAUACGUUCGUUGUCUCAAGCACAGCUAGACAAUUUAUUGUUAUCAACUGUAGAAAUAAGAAAUAAACCCGAUUUUCUAUACCUAAUUCGGGAGUGCGUCCAUCAUCAGCAGCUACCAUCGAAUGAAGUGCUAGUGGAUUGCCUUAAAUACCUCAUGCAAUUGUGUCACUUUCAACAGAUCGAAUCAUUGGCAGAUCUGUGUAAAUUACAUGCGCAUCCCCUACUUAAAGUGUAUGCCAACUUUGCACCCUUCAAAGCGAUGGCCAUCUGGCGUAGCGGUUGUGCAGAUAUAGCAUUGAUGACUUUGCAUCGCGGCUAUAGCGAUUGCGCGGGAACAGAUGAGGGCCGUAGAAUGGCGCGCUAUGUGUUUCGUAUCAUCAUUGAAGAUACAUUAGCGCUGAAGAGCGAAGCCGUUUUGGUUUCCCUACUCUACGUGGCACGUUCAAUAUACACGGAGCUAAAGGAUAUCUUUGUUGUAGCGUGCGUGUGGAAGCAAUGUUUCGCUAGUGAUUGGUUUUGCGAUCAGGAAUCGGCGGCUGACCUAUACGAAAAUUACACAGAAUUGCAACACCUCGUAGCCAGGCGAUCGAGUUCGCUUUGCUCAUCAUUUCUACGAGCAAAUAAUGUGGAUGCUGUGCAUCGGCUUAUUGAAUUGUUUUUAGAAAAAGAACAGCGAGAGGCGUGCGCUAUCUGUCUCGGUCAAUUAUUUAAUUAUCAAUAUUUGCGAAAUGAUUUGCGUGCUUGCGCUGAGGUAGUGAAGUCCUGCAACGCGUUGGAUAUGCCACUAAAUGAAAUUCAAAACGAGCAGUUUUUGAGUUUGUUCCUAAAUCAGCCGGCCACAGCUGCUACACGAAAACCAAUUAAAGAGUUUCAAUAUAAGUUUUAAAAGCUCGAAGGCUAUAAGUUAUCGCCAGAUAUCUCAACAGUUCUGGAAUCAUAUGUCAAGAGUUCUGGGUCUAUCUGUCGAUAUUUUUUAAAUAAGUUAAUCAAACUCUAGUGUUGAUCUUUGAAAAGAGCGGUCAUUCAUAUUCACGUCAUACUUGAAAAUACUUAUGUCUAUCGCAAUAUUACACAUACAAUGAUUCAUUAU